Messenger RNA from Sparassis crispa, 150 nucleotides. RefSeq lists its product as hypothetical. NCBI's taxonomy places the organism in Eukaryota, Fungi, Basidiomycota, Agaricomycetes, Polyporales, Sparassidaceae. The record is from RefSeq and is a predicted model, not a curated record. The transcript has a single exon. The coding region runs from base 1 to 150 and encodes 49 amino acids.
AUGGCAGCACAGGAUGUGCUAUUGAAGGCUCAACGGGCGGAGGCUGAGGCAGCCGCCGCUUCGCGCGCUGCGGCUGAGGCUUCCGCCGGUCCCGGCGACGCUCAGUCUGCUGCUAAUGAUAUACCAGCGGACACCUCUACCAGGGCCUGA